Molecule: messenger RNA, 1166 nt
Organism: Brachypodium distachyon (stiff brome)
Lineage: Eukaryota; Viridiplantae; Streptophyta; Magnoliopsida; Poales; Poaceae
Product: mitochondrial outer membrane porin
Exons: 6
Coding region: 116-946 (276 amino acids)
Biological process (GO): monoatomic anion transmembrane transport
Cellular component (GO): mitochondrial outer membrane
Molecular function (GO): voltage-gated monoatomic anion channel activity
Source: RefSeq, a predicted model, not a curated record
UUUCUCCGCCUUUAUUCCCCUCCCACCUCCCCCUCUUCUCUCCUCCACCUAUCCGCCGCCUCCCCGCCCCAACCCACGAACCCGCAGGCGCAUCGCACCGAGCUCAGCGGAGGAGAUGGUUGGGCCAGGCCUCUACACCGAGAUCGGCAAGAAGACCAGGGAUCUGCUCUACAGGGACUACCAGACCGACCACAAGUUCACCCUCACCACCUACACCGCCAAUGGCGUCGCAAUUACUGCUACAAGUUCAAAGAAGGCUGAUCUGAUAUUUGGUGAGAUCCAAUCACAGAUAAAGAACAAGGGCGUCACUGUUGAUGUGAAGGCAAACUCAGCCUCAAAUGUCAUUACUACAGUUACCGUUGAUGAGCUUGCAGCGCCAGGACUGAAGACCAUCUUCAGCUUUGCUAUUCCUGAUCAGAGAUCUGGAAAGCUUGAGCUUCAGUACUUGCAUGAUUAUGCUGGUAUUAAUGCAAGCAUUGGAUUGACUGCCAAUCCUGUAGUCAACCUAUCUGGCUCGUUUGGAACUAAUGCUCUAGCUGUUGGUGCUGAUGUUUCACUUGAUACUGCCACGAAGAAUUUCACCAAAUACAACGCUGGUCUUAGCUUCACUAAUGAUGAUCUCACUGCAUCCCUGAACCUGAACAACAAGGGAGACAGCCUCACCGCAUCCUAUUACCACUUUGUUGAGAAAUCCACAAAGACAGCUGUUGGAGCGGAGCUGACCCACAGCUUCUCAAGCAAUGAGAACACCCUCAUCUUCGGUACCCAGCAUACUCUGGACCCACUCACCCUUGUGAAGGCCCGCAUCAACAACUCUGGCAAGGCCAGCGCUUUGAUCCAGCACGAGUUCAGGCCAAGGUCUCUGUGCACAAUCUCAGCAGAAGUCGACACCAAGGCCAUCGAGAAGAGCUCGAAGGUUGGCAUUGCAGUGGCCCUGAAGCCUUGAUUACCAAUCAAGCCUCCCGUAAUCUCAGAUAUGUACCCCAGUUUUGGUCGAAAUUGGGGAGAGUUGACAGUCUUCCACUUCUUUCGGUUGUUGCAGUCUGUAAGAUUCAAAGAACUGCUGUGUUUCAUUCCGAGGAAUUUUGUCUUGGUCAUUGUAGUACCUGUCCAUUGAGCAACCUUCGCAAUAAUUCAAGCUCUGUAAUUUGGAACUUGCUUCACAA